Triticum dicoccoides is the source of this 1128-nucleotide messenger RNA. RefSeq names its product RNA-binding protein 42-like. Bases 174 to 884 code for a protein of 236 amino acids. The record is from RefSeq and is a predicted model, not a curated record. The transcript has 6 exons. Lineage: Eukaryota; Viridiplantae; Streptophyta; Magnoliopsida; Poales; Poaceae. Gene Ontology annotation, molecular function: mRNA binding.
GCGUUCCUGACCGUUCCCCCGUCGAUUCUUCCGGUUCGACAAGGCAAUCCCCGAGUGCCGUUUCAAUCACAGCAACCACGCACGAUCAGAAUUCUCGCACCUGAGGCGAACACCGUGAUCCAGCCUUCCAGCCCUUUCGUGUCCGGCGGCCUCUCCACCCCAGUCCCCAGAUUAUGUCGACGCAGUCCAUCUCGCCCGCCUCCGCGUCCGCGCAGUUCCCCUACCCUGCUACCGCCGCGGCUGCGGCCCCGUCGUACUUCCCCGUGCCCUUCCACCUCCAGACCUCGCAGUACCCUACCUGGCCGACGGUGGCCCCCGCGCAGCCGGCGCCGGCGUACAACGCCGUCUACCCCAUGCCCCAAGUCCAGCAGGCACAACAGCUGUUCCAGAGAGACUCGCAGAUAAUCAGCCCUGAAGCUCUCGCCACUGUGAAGGCUGCUAUUGCAGAUAAUGACAAAGACAAGAAAGUUGAAGUAAACAAAAAGGCAGUUCCUCGAAAGGCAGCUGGGCAAUGCUGGGAGGAUCCGACGUUAGCUGACUGGCCUGAAAGUGACUUCCGUUUGUUUUGUGGUGAUCUUGGAAAUGAAGUGAAUGAUGAUGUUCUGACCAAGACUUUUUCAAAAUAUCCAUCCUUCAACAUGGCUAAGGUUAUACGGGAUAAAUCUACCGGUAAAACUAAAGGCUACGGGUUUGUUAGUUUCGCCAAUGCAUCGGAUCUUGCGGCAGCACUAAAAGAGAUGAACGGUAAAUAUGUUGGAAAUCGACCAAUCAAGCUACGGAAGAGCACAUGGAAGAAUAGAAUAGACUACGAAGCUUUGCUGAAGCCGAAGAUUCGGCGACAGAAGAAGCUCAAAGUGCAGCCCAGAAGUGUUUUACACAAGUGAAGCAUAUUAUUCUCCUAGUUUGUCACUACAAAUAUAGAACAGUUAAUGUAAGAUGUGUCUGUUUUCGCCUUAUUGCGGGCUGUAACUCAUAUUCUAGAGUCUUUAGUGCACUCCAGUUUAUGAUUGCAAUGUACUCCCUCCGUCCGAAAAUACUUGUCAUCAAAAUGAAAAUAUCCAAAUGACUAGUAGCAUCUUUGUGGACGCUAUGAAGUGUUCCGGUGAAUAAUCGAUAUUUGUCUCUAAA